Messenger RNA from Neoarthrinium moseri, 1797 nucleotides. RefSeq lists its product as uncharacterized. The record is from RefSeq and is a predicted model, not a curated record. The transcript has a single exon. Gene Ontology annotation, cellular component: mitochondrial inner membrane. The coding region runs from base 1 to 1797 and encodes 598 amino acids. Lineage: Eukaryota; Fungi; Ascomycota; Sordariomycetes; Amphisphaeriales; Apiosporaceae. Gene Ontology annotation, biological process: mitochondrial respiratory chain complex III assembly.
AUGCUCUCCUCGUCCCGAGCCGCCGUGCGCCAGGCGCAGCCCGUCUGCCGCGCUCUUCGAUCCAACCCAACACUGCGUUGCCAGCCGGUGAGGUAUGUAAGCUCGCAAGGAGGGCCACCGAGGCGAGGUGGUGCUGGAAAAUUUCUGGCCGGUGCUGCCGUCGCUUUCGUAGGAGCAGGCGCUGCUGUUGCCCUGUGGUCGACUUCCCAGUCCGAGCCCCCAAAGCCUGUGCAGGCUACCAUCCAGUACGAAAAGGUCCGCCCCGUGCCGCAGACCACCGAGGACAAUAGGGAUAUCAUCAGCAGUCAGCAUCUGCAGGUGAAGGAGAGCUGGGAACACCCCGGAGUGUACGCUUGGGGAUCCAAUACCGGCCGCGUAGCAGCACCGGACUCGACAGAAAACGUUAUCAAGACACCCCGGCGCUUGGCCUAUUUCGACGGCCAAUUGCUCCGGGAUAUCAAGCUGGACCGUGAAUUCGGCGUUGCGCUCAACGAGAAGGGAGAUCUUGUCCAAUGGGGCACCGCCUUCUCCAAAGAUGACCCGAAGCCAAAAACAACUUUAAAGGGCAAAGACCUCGUGAAGCUGGCUAUAUCUCGUGACCGCAUCCUGGCUCUCAGCAAAAGCGGCACCGUUUAUACACUCCCCGUCUCAAACUCCGAUCAGGCCUCGAGUUCAAAGGAGCAGUCUUCCUCGUGGCUGGGCCUAUGGUCCAACCCCUCGACUGCCGCCUACCGCAAACUUGACUUGCCGAAUCUAGCCUGGGGUGAGAGCGUCACCGAUGUCAGCUCGGGCUUGGAGCAUGCCUUGUUCCUCACAAACAAGGGACGUGUAUUCUCGGCUGCCUCUAGCAACCACGACUUCCCUUCCAAGGGGCAGCUUGGUGUGCCUGGGCUUACCUGGGAGACACGUCCCCAAGGACCCUACGACCAGCCGCACGAGAUCCUCACGCUCAAGGGAUUCCAGAUUGCCAAGAUCGCAACUGGCGAUUACCACUCCCUGGCCCUGGACCAGGAUGGCAAGGUUUUUGUCUUCGGAGACAACACUUCUGGCCAGCUUGGCUUCGAGGCUGAGCGCGAGAUCCCUUACGUAGACGGCCCUAUUCCUCUGCCCUUCACCAAGAUAUACAGCGGGAGCCACCAAAAGCCUCGUGUGACGUCUAUUGCCGCUGGAGGCACCAAUUCCUUCUUCACUGUCGAUGCUACCCGCAUCGCUGGCCAGCCUGGCAGCCAAAGAGAAAAGAUGGAGGUGGCACCUGCACGCAAUCUUGGCCAGGUCACGGCAGACACCUGGGCCUGCGGCUCGGGCAUCUUGGGCAGCCUGGGCAAUGGCAAAUGGACUCAUGUCAGUCUGGGCCCCUCCAAGAUCAAGCCUCUCUCUGGCCUGUUCGAGUGGGACGAGAAGAACAACACGGUCAUUCCUAUUCGUUUGGCACGUCUGAGCGUUGGGUCCACGCACGCCGCAGCUGUCAUGGACAACGUGACCUCGGUUGCUGCAUCGGCCGCCUCCUCCACGGAGAAUGACACAAACUGGGGCGCUGACAUCGUCUGGUGGGGCGGCAACGAGUAUUACCAGCUCGGCACUGGCAAGCGCAACAAUGUGAACACGCCGACGUACAUCGGGCCUCUGGAUGGCGGACACGCUGACUCGGAGAAGGGACGAAGAGGCGAGGAGCACCGAUUCCAGAUUACCCCUCGAACCACCGUACGACUCGGCGAGGGAGGCAAAGGCAGGAAGGUUAGCGUUGAGCAGAGGGUCGAAUGUGGUCGUUUCGUCACUGCAGUGUACUCUGGGACGUGA